Neofelis nebulosa (Clouded leopard) is the source of this 1217-nucleotide messenger RNA. RefSeq names its product translocase of inner mitochondrial membrane 29 (gene TIMM29). NCBI's taxonomy places the organism in Eukaryota, Metazoa, Chordata, Mammalia, Carnivora, Felidae. Gene Ontology annotation, cellular component: TIM22 mitochondrial import inner membrane insertion complex. The coding region runs from base 114 to 896 and encodes 260 amino acids. The record is from RefSeq and is a predicted model, not a curated record. The transcript has 2 exons. Gene Ontology annotation, biological process: protein insertion into mitochondrial inner membrane.
AUGGGAAGCCACUUCCGGCGCGCUUGGCGCUUCCGCAGGAGAGACCCCCCCGGGCCUUUUCCUUCUCAUUCCCGGCGUUUCUCGUCGGAACAGGGACGCCAAGCCGGAAGAGGAUGGCGGCGGCCGCUCUGAAAAGAUUUUGGUCCCGAAACCGUGAAGACCCUGGGGGCCCAGCGGCCGCGAAGCCCGGCGUGUGGGCGCGGUUGGGCUCCUGGGCCCGCGUACUGCUCCGAGACUACGCGGAGGCCUGCGGGGACGCGGCGGCGGCGGCGCGGGCCCGGCCCGGGCGGGCGGCCGCGUACGUGGGGCUGCUGGGCGGCGCGGCGGCCUGCUGCGCGCUGGCGCCCGGCGAGGCGGCCUUCGAGGAGGCGCUGCUCGACGCGUCGGGGACCCUCUUGCUGCUGGCCCCGGCCACCCGCAACCGCGUCUCCGAGGGCCACGUGCAGCGGCUGCUCUGGCUUCGGGGCCGCGGCCGCCUCCGCCACGUGAGCCUGGGCCUGUGCUCGCUCGUGUACGAGGCGCCCGUCGACGCCCAGGCCAGCCUCUACCAGGCCCGCUGCCGCUACCUGCAGCCCCGCUGGGCCGACUUCCCGGACCGGAUCCUGGACGUGGGCUUCGUGGGCCGCUGGUGGGUGCUGGCCGCCCGCAUGCGCGACUGCGACGUUAACGACGACGAGUUCCUCCACCUGCCGGCCCACCUGCGCGUCGUCGGGCCCCAUCAGCUGCGCUCCGAGACCAACGAGCGGCUCUUCGACGAGAAGUACGAGCCCGUGGUGCUCACCGACGACCAGGUGGACCAGGCGCUGUGGGAGGAGCAGGUCUUGCAGAAGGAGAAGAAGGACCGACUCGCCCUCAGCCAGGCCGACUCCCUGGUGCGGCCCGAGGGGCCCAGAUGAAACCCCGGGCCUGGGUCGGGUCCGGGCUCCGAGCCCCGGCGGCUUGUGUGGCCCGGAGCGCACGGCCGCGGCGAGCGGGGGGAAGCAAACGCUGUGCAGAGCGCGCCCUCCCUGCGUUUUCGCCACCUUUCUAGAAGGCCGCUCUCCCUCUCCCCCUCCCCUUGUUCCUUGUUAGCUGAAGCGGUUGCGGAGCCCUCUGGGUCAGGGAGGUGGGGAGGGCCCAGCGGUAAGACGGCGGAGUUGAUCACUGCGAGCGUUCGUCACGAGUCCUUUGUGUAAGUGAACUUUUCGUGGAGUCUCACAGCCCCUCGCCCGAGGGCG